Mytilus californianus (California mussel) is the source of this 3036-nucleotide messenger RNA. Its product is annotated as RING finger protein 121-like. Gene Ontology annotation, molecular function: metal ion binding; ubiquitin protein ligase activity. Gene Ontology annotation, cellular component: endoplasmic reticulum membrane; Golgi membrane. The coding region runs from base 23 to 979 and encodes 318 amino acids. The record is from RefSeq and is a predicted model, not a curated record. Lineage: Eukaryota; Metazoa; Mollusca; Bivalvia; Mytilida; Mytilidae. The transcript is spliced from 8 exons.
CUUCAGUUACCAGAUUCACAGAAUGGAUCACCACCGGCACGUCAACACAAACGACUCUAUAGACCUGUCCAAGUUGUCAGAGAAGGAAAGAUGGAGGAUAGAGCACCAGCGGUUACAUGAGAAACACAGGGGCCAUGAGGCCAUGCAUGCAGAAAUGGUCCUCAUUUUAAUUGUAACAUUAGUAGUAGCACAGAUAUUAUUAGUACAAUGGAGGCAGAGAUAUUUCAAAUCAUACCAAAAAGCUACACUUAUUGGAAUGUGGGUGAUACCUAUAGGAAUAUGUAUGAAAUAUGGCUGGACUAGAUUUAUUAUCAUCUGGUCUAUAUUUUCUGUUAUAACAGGAUACAUAACAUUUAGAUCUACAAGGAAACCACUGCCAGGGAACACACCAAGAUUGGUGUACAAAUGGUUUCUUCUAAUCUACAAAGUCAGUUAUUUUAUUGGAAUAUUAGGAUAUAUGGUAGUUAUGUUGACAUUGUUGGGUUUAAAUUUAUUAUUUCUAAUCAAACCUCAAAUAGCUAUGGACUUUGGACUGCUAUGUUUAUUCUAUGGACUUUAUUUUGGAGUUGUUAGUAGAGAUUUUGCAGAAGUUUGUACAGAUUCAAUGGCAGCUCAUAUAGGGUACUUUACAGAAACUGGUUUACCAGGAAAGAGAUUAGAUCCAAAUGUAUGCGGUGUAUGUGGGAACCAGAUUUUAGUUAUGAACAAUGAAGAUGCCAUAAUAGAAGAGACUUUUAAAUUAGAUUGUAAUCAUGUAUUUCAUGAGUUUUGUAUCCGAGGCUGGUGCAUUGUAGGAAAGAGACAAACAUGUCCAUACUGUAAAGAGAAAGUGGAUCUCAAAAGAAUGUUUCCUAGUCCAUGGGAAAGACCACAUGUUUUAUAUGGAAAUCUUUUAGAUUGGAUAAGAUUUUUAGUUGCCUGGCAACCAUUAAUAAUUAUGCUUGUACAGGGAAUUAAUUGGUCGUUAGGUUUAGAAUAAGUUUCAUUUCAUGAGUUGUUCAGUGUGUGAUGAGGAUUGGUUGUUGUGAUGUAUGUAUGAGAGAUAAUUAAUUCUAUCGGUGAAAGUCCCAUUGCUAUUCAUUUUGUUUUUCUUAAUAAAAGCCAAAUUGUUGAUAUAUAAUGUUACAGUAUUGCUUUAUUUUUAAGUUGAUGUUUUUUCUUGCAGUAGAGUUUUUGUUUUGUCUGGCUGUAACUUUUGUACAUAAGUUUUGUUAGUAUAUAAACUAUAAGUACCAUAUGCAUUUCUACAAUGUAAGUGAACUAAAGUUUUCAUCAUACCUUUUUAGUUUUUUUUUACAUUUGUCAAAACAAAUACAUAACAACCUACCAGAAUCUAGUAAAACAAUAUUUCAGUAGAACAAAUCUCACAUUAAUAAUUUCAAAAUUGAAAUAUUAAGGUUAAGUUUCAGAUUUUUAAGGACUAGUUGCUGCUAAACUUUUAGGAAAAAAUAAUUCUUGAUUAGUUUAUUUAGAUAUAAAAAAUUAUAUUAGAUUGAAAAUGAUGGUUUUUAGAUAUGAUAAUACAAAGUCUGAUUUUUAGUGCCAAAUAUAGGCCUUCUUGCCCGUUUUAGACCUCCUGUUAGAGUGCUGCUGAUAAAUCCAAGCAAGAUUCAUUUCCCCAAAUCUACCACUUUUCCACAAAUAAGGUUUAUAGUGCAUUUCUCUUCUCCUUGGUAUGAGAACUUUGGAUAUAAAUAUAUUGUCUAUGUAAAUCUCAUGAUUCAAAGUGAAGUCAAUUUGGGUUCAGAAACAAGUUUAAAGACGAAAAAUUAUUUACCAAAAAAUUAAUCCAUUUUAAAAAGAUUGAAAAUUAUCAUUGUAAGGAAGAUAAUUUUGUCCCCAGAAUUCUCACUUUUGUUUCUUUUGUGAUAUCUUACCAGAAAAGAAAGUAUUUAUUUACUGAGAGUGUGUAUAAUACAUUACAUUGUUUUAUAACUAUAUAAAGUGUAAAAUGAUGUCUAUUAAUUAUUUCACUAAGAACCUACUAUUCUUCUACAAAUUAUCUUUUCUUGGAGUGCAUAGGUUCCAUAGAUUGAAUACUGUAAACCAACUUAUUUUCGCGUUUAGCCCUUUCUAGUCCACUUUCGCGUUUAGCCCUUUCUAGUCCACUUUGCGGCCAUUUAAUUUCGCGAUUUUCAAAUUUACUGGAUGUAGUUUAAUAAGGAAAGAUCCAUUUUUACAUAUUCACGACAAUUUAUAUUCGUGUUAUUUUUCUACUCACGAAAGUCGGGAAAAUAAAUCGCUCACGAAAAUUUUUGCUUUACAGUAUAUAGAAGAGUUACAAAGAAUGCAUGUUGUAAUGUCAAAUACCUGUAAUAUUGUAAAAUUUGGAUAGAAAAGGGUAAUAUUGUUCAUUUAUGAAAUGUAUUAAAUAAUGAACCAUUGUUAAAAUGUAAAUGGAUACACUGUUCUGCAUCCUUGCAUAAAAACAUAUUUAUUUUUUUCUCUGAAACUACUUGACCAAUUUCAAUCAAAUUAAGCUUGAUUAGACUAGAGGUAUUAAGAAAAAAAUAGUUUGUUCCUGUCAACUACUCAUCAUCACUUUCAUGGAUAAAAAUAGAACUUAAUUAAAAUUAAUUGUCUUAUUUUUUGAUAACCAUAACAGAUAUGAAAAAUCUGACAGUUUCAAAAUGCUUAAAAUGUCAAGUUUUGCUAUUCAUUAAAUCAACUCAAAUUAUCAGACAACUUCUGAUAGGAGUAACAUGCCCAUGGUGUCAUUUUUUGAACAAUUUUAAGGUUUUUGCUUAUCAAGUCCUUUGAAAUAUGACCUUUCAUUCAUCACUUCUACAGUAAGAAAAGUUGAUAAUUGUCUCAUUCAGUUAAUGCACAACACACAAUGAUCAUUGAUCUUUAAUAUUGAUAUUUAUACAUAACCAGUUGAAACUUUUCAUUUACAUCAAAGCAAUGUUAAUUACAAAAAAAAAGAAUUCGAUGUCUUAUUUAUUACUAGUACUUAAUAAUUUGUUUGUUACUUAUUUAAAUAUAUUUAAGUUAUCAUAUGUCAAGAACAAAAUAUAUUAAAUCCUGAACAAAUAC